ACUAAAUAUCGCUCACCCCUAGUUUCGAUAGUGUUUCUCUCCUCUCGUGUAGAAAAACAGAGAAAAUACAAUUUUUCGUGCAUUUUGCCCGUGCAAAACCCGAAAAUCGGCCCGCGUCCGCUUGCAUUGCACCGAAUUCGCAGUGCACUUAACGCGCGAACUGAAUUGGUCCCGAUUUAGCGGCCCGUAAAUCGCGAAAUCAAAAAUAUUCGCAGCAAGAAGAAGAACGGAACGGCAGUAGCAGAGCAGCUAUAAUUGUCGCUGUUGUUGUUGUGGUUGUUUGUGUCAGUGUUGGUGGUGGUGGUGCGUGUGUUGUUGUUGCUGCCUCUGGGAUGAUGCUGUGCUGUAAAGUAAAGUAAAGUAAAAGUGGUGGCAAAACCAAAAAGACCGUGUGUGUGCAACGCAAAAUACACGCUGCAAUUGGCUUGGCGGCCAGGCGGACAAUGAUAAGAACAAUGGUGGUUUAAUUUAGGAUCCAAUAGUCGCAAAAAUAUCAAACUGUGCUUCGUGCAAAAAAUUGCGCCAAUAAGCAAAAGCAAACGCAAACAUCGUUUGUUUUAUUGCAUUCCCAACACACACAGGAACGAACGCACGCAGUCGCAUACAUAUGCGUUGCAGCAGCAACAGAGAUUUUUUUUGACCACACACACUCACACACACCCACAUGCAUCCACGCAGCAAUUGGAGCACAACAAUAACAAAAUACGGAAAGAGCAGUCAAAUGUUUCACUUGAGUGAUCUGGUUGCCAAGGAUUAGAGCCACCAACAAGGAGUGAGAGGAUACGACAAGGAGGAGCCAAGGAACCGCAACCGAAGAUGUCGCGCUGGGGCAAGAACAUCGUGGUGCCGCUGGACUCGCUCUGCAAGGAGAAGGAGAACACCAACCGGCCCACUGUCGCCCGAUCCGUGGGCACCGUGGGCAAAUGGGGCAAGAUGGGCUUCACCUCCACGCGCACCUACACGCUGUCCGCCCUCCAUCCGAUGGCCGCGGCAGCGGCGGCGGCUGCAGCGGCCGCCAGUCCCUCCCAGAGUCCCGCCUCCACGCAGGACCACGAUCCGAACGACCUGUCCGUUUCGGUGCCGGAGCCGCCGAAGCCGAAGAAGUUCUUCAAAUCGAGGAACGCUGCUCCGCCGGAGGUUAUAGCGCAGAUAAUCCAGCAGCUGCCGCAUUGCGGGGCCGGUGCAUCGCCCAUGCGGGAUCAGUUCUCCGCGGCGGCAGCGGGUGGUGGACACACACCCACCUCCGGUGGCCACGAGGCGGGCGGACUAAAGCUAAAGCCGGGCAAGGGCGGCAGCUCCGCAGAGCGGAAGCGCAAGUCGCCCAAGAAGAAAGCAGCCGCAGCGCAAGGAGCAGCAGCUACGAGCACGCCCACGACGCCUGGUGCGUUCUACGGCGCCUCCGAUCGGGAUGGCGAUGGGCUGAGUGAUCCCGCCUCGGAGCAGCCGGAGCCGUCCAGUGCGUCGGGCAAACAGAAGAAGGAGAAGAAGCCGAAGGAGGAGAAGAAGCUGAAGCCGGAGGCACCGCCCUCUCGGGUUCUGGGCCGCGCCCGCAAGGCCGUCAACUAUUGCGAAGUGGACGAGGACGAGCGCUAUCCCACGCCCACCAAGGAUCUGAUCAUUCCCAAGGCGACUCGCCAGCCGGCUGAAGGGGCGGCCACAGCAACAGCAGCCGCCACCUCCUCGUCGGAAGCCUUCAUCAGCUCCACGUUCGGCAGUCCGGGAUCGGAGCCGUCGUUACCACCGCCCACGUCCGCGCCCAGCACAUCCGCGUCAUCUACGACAACCCAGUUGCCCUCCGCGUCGGGCGGCGCGUCGAAUCCUCCAAGCGCCUCCCGCACGCCGGAACAUCCCCCUAUCGUUCUUCGCAUUUCCAAGGGCACUUCACGCUUGGUCAGCACGGAUAGCGAGGAGCCGCCGAGCAGUUCGCCCGCAGCUCACCAGAACCCACACAACCUGCUUCCGGUGUCGGAAGAGGAGCCAGCGGAGCGGACCGGAGACGAAACAGUUCCUGCAAGUACGCCAAAAAUCACAGUGAAGCCACUGAGGCCGCCGCCAGUAGCAGAUUUGGCGGAGGCAUCAUCAGCGGCAGUGGGAGGAGCAGCAGGCGAUUCCUUCGAGGAACGCAAGUCACUGGACGCCAACGAGGACGAGGAGGACGAAGAAGAGGAGGAGGACGAAGAGGAGGAACCGCCGGAGAUAAACUACUGCACAGUAAAGAUAUCACCGGACAAACCGCCCAAGGAGCGGCUUAAGCUGAUUAUCAAGACGGACGUGAUCCGCAACGCCAUCGCCAAAGCCGCUGCAGCAGCGGAGUCCCGCAGCGAGAAGAAGUCCAAGAGCAAGAAGCACAAGCACAAGCAGCUAUUGGCCGCGGGAUCUGUAGCCGCCCCAGCCCCUGGAGUCAAUCCCGCCGAGCCCAACUCUGAGUUUAAGACGCCCUCACCUCAUUUGGCCUUCAGCGAGGCCAACAGUCAGCAAGCACAGCAUCCGCCAUCCCAACACCAUCAACCACUGCAUCCGCAGCGAGUCUCCACCGUCAUAUCGCCCACCACUAGGUCCGAUCACGACUUCGACUCACAGUCCUCGGUGCUGGGCAGCAUCUCCUCCAAGGGCAACAGCACUCCACAGCUCUUGGCGCAGGCCGUCCAGGAGGACAGCUGUGUGAUCCGCAGCCGGGGAUCCAGUGUGAUCACCAGUGAUCUGGAGACGAGCCAGCACUCCUCGCUGGUGGCCCCUCCCUCGGACAUUGAGUCGCGACUGGAGUCCAUGAUGAUGACCAUCGAUGGAGUCGGUACGGGAGCAGCAGCUGUGGUGCCGGAGACGCCGCUGCAGGAGGACAUAUUGGCUGUGCUGCGGGGCGAAGUGCCACGGCUAAAUGGCAAUGCAGAUCCUGCUCCAAACGAGGAGGCUGAUCAACAGCAGCAGCAGCCGAAGAGAGCCACGCGUGGCAGGGGCAGGAAGGCCAAUAACAACGUAGAAGUACCUCCUCCGGCCACGGAGACCAGAACCCGCGGCAGAGCCAAAGGAGCAGAUGCGGCUGCGACUGCGGCUGCCAUUUCGCCUCCAGCGCCCAAGCGAAGCACACGAGGCACUCGAGGCUCCAGAAAAACCGAGCAGGAAGUGGACAUGGAAGUGGACGAACCUGCGGCGGCGGCGCCGGCGAUCGAGGAGCAGCUGGAACAUGCUGCACCUCCGCCGCGAAGAGGACGCAUGGCUGCCGCCCGCGCCAAUAACAAUAAUUCGGCCAGCGUCAACAACAACAUCAACAAGAUAGCCGCCAGUCUGUCCGCCAAAGCCGAGGCCAGUCGCCUGGUGGAGGGCGGAGCAGCGGGUGGAGCACCUCGUAGCUAUGGCCGGAAACGAAAGAACCAGCAGGUGACGCAAGUGCUGCAGCAGGAGCAGGCGCCCGAAGAAGAGGAAACUCCCGAGGGCGAGGAGGAGCAGCCCACGCCCGCCAAGAUUCCGCACACGGAUCACAGGGAACAAUCGCCGGACCACGAUCCGGAUCCUGAUCCCGACGAGCUCUCGAACAACUCAAACAACUCGUCGCUGCAGCACGACGGAUCCUCCUCUUCGCCCCCGCCGCGCGAUUUCAAGUUCAAGGACAAGUUUAAGCGAACGCUCACCUUGGAUUCCCAGGGAGCGGCUAACGCGGGAGCGGGAGGAGCAGCUGCAGCAGGAGCAGGACCAGGACCAGCGGAGCCCUCUGGCGAACAGCGAGGCGCCGUCAAGCUGGUCAUCUCCAAGAAGAAAGGCAGCAUCUUCAAAAGCCGCGCCCUGGUGCCCUCCGAUCAAGCGGAGCAGGCGACAGUGGCCAAACGGCAUCUGUACAAGCACAGCUGGGAUGCGGCACUGGAGGCGAAUGGCGGGGGAACCGGCAGCGAUGCCAGCAAUGCCUCGGCAUCAGGAGCAGGCGUCGCCGGGGCCAAGGACCAUCUGCUGCAUCAUUUGGCGGCGGGCAAGUCCGAUGGCGAUUUCGGCGACAGUCCCUCGUCGAACAACAACGGCUCCUCCAGUGCGUGCAGCAGUGCGUCCACGUUGCGCGGCGACAGUCCGGCGCUCGGGAAGAUCUCGCGACUAGCGGGGAAACAGGGCGUGCCUGCCACCUCCACGAGUGUCGAUGCCUUUGACCUGGAUCUGGAACCCAUACCCGGCGAACUGGACCUAGAGCGCAGUGCAGCGGGAGCAGCGUUCGGCGGAACGGGUGGAGCAGCAGGCGGAGGAUUAGCGACAGGCGGCGGGGGACCCAUUCGCGUCGAUCGCAAAACCAAGGACUACUACACGGUGGUGCGUAACGUGAAGACGGCCCAUCAGAUUCAGGAAAUCGGAGAGUACCAGGAAAUGGACGACGACGUCGAGUAUAUCCUGGACGCACUGCAGCCGCACAAUCCACCUGCGACGCGCUGCCUCUCCGCCCUGCAACUGGCCGCCAAGUGCAUGAUGCCCUCCUUCCGGAUGCAUGUGCGUGCGCACGGCGUGGUCACAAAGUUCUUCAAGGCACUAUCCGACGCCAACAAAGACCUCAGCCUGGGUCUGUGCACCUCGGCCAUUAUGUACAUCCUCUCCCAGGAGGGCCUCAACAUGGACCUCGAUCGCGACUCCCUGGAGCUGAUGAUUAACCUCCUCGAGGCGGACGGUGUGGGUGGCGGCACGGAGAGUGGACACCCGGAUCGGGCGGGCUACGACCGCAACAAGCAGAAGGUGCGGGAGCUGUGCGAGGAGAUCAAGGCGCAGGGCAAGGGUACGCAUCUCAAUGUCGAUUCCCUGACCGUGGGCACGCUGGCAAUGGAAACCCUGCUCUCCCUGACGUCCAAACGGGCAGGCGAGUGGUUCAAGGUGGAUCUGCGCAAGCUGGGCGGUCUGGAGCACAUCAUCAAGACCAUCUCGGAUUUCUGCAGACCAGUGAUUACCUGCGACACGGAGAUCCACUGGCAACCGGCGCUGCUGGACAACAUGCAAACGGUGGCGCGAUGUCUGCGAGUACUCGAAAAUGUGACGCAGCACAACGAGGCGAACCAGCGCUACAUGCUCACCUUUGGCCAGGGAAAAGCGGUCGAGACGCUCUGCCAACUGUACCGCCUGUGCAGCCGACAACUAAUGCUGCAUCCCUCGGUGGACUGCGCUGGCAGCAACAAGGAACAUCCGGGCGUGGCCAUGCGGGAGCUGCUGGUGCCGGUGCUCAAGGUGAUGAUCAACCUGACGCACACGUUCAACGAGGCGCAGCCAUCGCUGGGCGCCGAGUUGCUCGGCCAGCGGGGCGAUGUGGUGGAGACGAGCUUCCGGCUGCUGCUUCUCUCGGCGAACUACAUUCCCGACCACUGUGUCUUCGAGCUGAGUAUUCUGGUUCUCACCCUGCUUAUUAACCUGUGUAUGCACACGCUGCCCAAUCGGGCUGCGCUUAUGCAAGCUACCGCUCCGGCGGAGUACGUGGCGGACAAUCCGCCGGCACAGGGAACUGUGAGUGCACUGCAAGCUCUGCUCGAGUACUUCUACAAGUGCGAAGAACUGGCCAGAUUGGUCGAGAAGAACACGGACGCCUUCCUCGAGAGCAACGAGAAGGGCAAGAAGAAACAAGAAGAAGUGGAGGAGACAGUCAACAAUCUUCUGCAACGCGCCGGUCAUCAUAUGGAGCACACGCUGAAGGGCAGUUAUGCGGCCAUCCUGGUGGGCAAUUUGAUCGCGGACAAUGAGCGGUUCGAGGCGCUGGUGCGGCGCCAGCUGCGAGGACAAAGCUUCAAGGAGAUUAUCGGCGUGCUGGAGAAGUACCACACAUUCAUGAACCUGACCUCCAGCUUGGAGGCAGCCUUUGUGGCGCACAUGAAGUCCACGAAACGCAUCAUCGACAACUUCAAGAAGCGUGACUACAUCUACGAGCACUCGGAUGACCACGACAAUACCCUGCCUCUAAAUCUGGAGACGACGGCGCAAGUGUUGGCCGUGGAAACAGAGACGGCGCAUGCUGCUGCCUCGUGCUCAUCCACAUCCGCCUCCGCUUCCUCAUCCACAUCGCCCACAGGAUCGACGAGGGUGACGCGGGUGUACAAGACGUACAGUAGCCACAGAUAAUCGGACUCGGAAUCGGGAACGGAAUCAGAAUCGGAAUCGGAAAGCCAUCGCCAUUGUCGUUAACCACACCGAAAGCCUGCCACCAAAAUAAAAUUCUGUUGUUUGUGAUUAUGUAAUUUGUUUAUGUGUUGAUAUAGCAACCCCUAAAUGUAUGUGUAUAGUCUGUAAUGCACCUAGUUUCAGUCAGCUGUAUCCCCACGUAUAUAUAUAUUUAUAUAUCGAAGUAUAUAGCUAAGAGCGAUAGGAUACAAUGCGAUCUGAUCUGUUUCUGCGUUUGUAUUAACCCAAAGUGAUAGCGAAUUCGUGAGCAUGCUCUGCGUUUUAACUAAGGAAAAUGAUAAGGAUUGACGAAAUGAAAACGUGAAAGCAACACCCCGGACAACACAAAGAUCCAAAUCCCCUACUGAUAUCUGUACGUUAUAUAGUCAUAAGCAAUAUUAGCAGCUAAACGUCGGCUUACCCUUACAAACACACACACACACCCAUGUAAAUAUUGUUUAAUCAGCGAUUUUAUCGGACGCGUCUUAGGUUUAUUUCGAAUGUGUUUUUUACCUAUUCUUACCUUAUAUAUUAAACCUUUUUUUUUAUUCGUAAACUUAAUGUAAAUGCUCUCAAUCUCAACAACACUGCAGGAGAAAGAGCGAGAGCGGUAGACAGAAGUGUAAAGAGAGAAAUAUCUAGAUUCGAUGAGGAAAAUAAAGUUAUUUUAUUGCCUAAACUUAA
Drosophila rhopaloa is the source of this 6789-nucleotide messenger RNA. It is a transcript of the gene wapl, whose product is annotated as protein wings apart-like. The record is from RefSeq and is a predicted model, not a curated record. The coding region runs from base 817 to 6066 and encodes 1749 amino acids. Gene Ontology annotation, biological process: regulation of chromosome condensation. NCBI's taxonomy places the organism in Eukaryota, Metazoa, Arthropoda, Insecta, Diptera, Drosophilidae. The transcript has 8 exons.